This is a messenger RNA of Bipolaris maydis ATCC 48331, 600 nucleotides long. NCBI's taxonomy places the organism in Eukaryota, Fungi, Ascomycota, Dothideomycetes, Pleosporales, Pleosporaceae. The record is from RefSeq and is a predicted model, not a curated record.
AUGGCGCGAACCAGGUCGAAGAUGCGCCAGGGCCGGGCACUAGCAGUUGAUUCCCUAUUCUGGCAUCGUGAAGCCUCGCGCGAGAGACGGGUAGCAUGCAUAGUAGUCAAUGGGACCAAGUGGGCCAAUGCAAUUGCUCCGUUGCCGGAGCAGCUGCCCGACGUCGAUGGCACGCAUGUGCAGUGGGCUGGUCCCCUGGUCAUUGAGCUGGGUACUGGUGUCUACUGCUGGCACACCCAACUCCAUAUCGAGUGUGAUGUCGCGGCCAAGCCGAUCCAGACGACCGAAACCCAAAAUGCCGUCCCGCGGCAGACGCAAAUGGGGCUACCCCUCGCGGUCGAGUCUCGCCUUUCUGCGGCUGCGAGUUGUCGCCGCCAAAAGCCGAACGAAGCUCGCAGCAAAGUAGGACGACGGUCGGUGUUUACCUCGUUCCCUCCGAGUUUCGGUGCUCAGCGCCCGGAGAUGCUUCUUAUCUUUCGGCCGAAACACGGCGCCGACACCACUUUGCCUGCCCCUCCUAAAUCCAGCAACCGGCAAUUCGUGCUAAACCCACAUCGCCAGCUGACGCUACGCAUUGCUUCUCCCGAUUCAGUAGACUGA